Messenger RNA from Pieris macdunnoughi, 615 nucleotides. Lineage: Eukaryota; Metazoa; Arthropoda; Insecta; Lepidoptera; Pieridae. The record is from the annotation of a GenBank genome assembly.
AUGGCUAGUGAAGCUGUGCUAAAGUAUUUAGAAGAUACAAAUAGACCGUAUUCUUGUGCUGAUGUUACCGUGAACCUAAGGGGUGCGUUUUCCAAAACAGUAAUACAAAAAACUCUUGACGCAUUAAGUGAGGCGGGAAAAAUAAAAUGCAAAUUGUAUGGGAAACAAAAAGUGUAUGCUGCGAUACAGCUUGAUAAUAAUGAAGGCCCUAGUGAUAAUGAAGAUUACGAUGCCAAAAUAAUAGAGGUAACUAAAGAUUUAGAAGAAAAUAGAACAAAUUUAAAAACAAUAGAGAAUCGUUUAAAAACAUUGUUGGCAACACCAACUACAGAGUCGGCAAAACAGCAAAUAGAGGACAUUAAUAAAAACGUAGAAAGUAUGGAGAAAAAAUUCGCAACAUUGCGAGAUUCUGUCGAAGUUAUAAGUGCUGAGGAGAAGAAGACUAUACUUAAUCAGCAUGAUAAAUAUUUACGUGAAUAUAGGAAACGCAAAAGAAUUUGCUCAGAAAUGACAGAUACAGUAUUAGAAGGGUAUCCGAAACCUAAAAAGAACUUUAUCGAGGAACUUUGCAUAGAGACAGACGAAGCGGUCGACUUUAAACUUACGUCGCAAUAA